AUGCAAACUCAUCGUUUGCUGGCACCAUAAGCUUCGCAUCUUUCCACUAAAGUCAAAAAUGUCACUCUCACGUCGCCAUUGUUGGCCUCUCUCUCCUUCUCCUUCUUCUUCUUCCUCCUCCUCCGACGAAAGUCGGUCACUGCUCUUUCUCUCUCUCUCUCUCUCUCUCCUCGAAGCAAUGGAAUCCGCUGCUCUUCUAGAUUCCGCUCUGUUUCAGCUCACUCCAACUCGCACCAGAUUCGAUCUGGUACUCUUCUGCGGGAGCAAGAAGGAGAAAUUGGCUUCUGGGCUGUUCGAACCCUUUAUCUCUCAUCUGAAAUUCGCUAGAGAGCAGAUCUCCAGAGGCGGAUACUCCAUUUCUCUUCGCCCUCCCUCUUCUCAUUCCUCUUGGUUCACCAAAUCCACCUUUGAUCGAUUUGUCAGAUUCGUUAACACGCCUGCGAUUCUUGAGAGAUUUGUCAGUUUGGAGAAGGAAAUCUCGCAGAUUGAGAAUUCCAUUCAAGCAAAUGAAAUCACCAACGCUACUGGCCCCGAGCAUCUGCAUAGUGGGAGUACAAUCGGCGGAAAUGGUAACCUGAGGAAGUCAAAUGAUUUUUCUAAGUUACAAAAAGAAUUCGAUGGAAGCCAUGAGGGUGCAGAAGAAGAAAACUCCAAGAUUCAACUUCAACGUCUUCUUGAAACCCGAAAAACUUUGCUUCGGAGGGAGCAAGCAAUGGCCUAUGCUCGUGGGGUUGCUGCCGGUUUUGAAAUUGAUGGUAUGGAUGAUCUCAUAUCCUUUGCGGAUACUUUUGGAGCUUCACGCCUAAGGGAAGCAUGCAAUAAUUAUAAAGAACUAUGGAAGAAAAAGCAUGGGGAUGGUCUUUGGAUGGCAGAAUUAGAAGCUGUGAGAGCAUGUGCUCCGCCAGAUAUGUCCCUAUUAGGCUCCUCUGGAAUCAUCCUAACAAAUGAAGUUACUGCUCUUUCGUUAAAUGGGACCGACUCAACGCUAUCUAAUGCGGGCUCAGACACUAAAGAUGACAAGUCGGGUAAUUCAGAUCAAUUUCCUAAAGCCAUUCCGGCAUUUCAAGCACCAAUGACAUGGCCUAAUCACAUGCCUCAGUAUUUCUAUCCUUAUCAACAGCCUCCUCCAUACCAAGGAUAUCCUUAUCCUCCAAUGCAACCUCAUCCAAACGCAUGGAAUGUGACAUGGCCUCCGAAGAGUAAGUCAUAUAAGAAAAAUGGGACCGAGGAUUCCAAAGGAGAUGAGUCCAGUGAAUCUAGUGAAUCUGAAUCUGCCAGUGAAGAUUCUGCAUCAUCUUUGGAAGAUCAAGGCAAAAGGCAUUCCAGGAGUGUUAAGGACUAUCGGAAAUCAGCAAAAAAUCGGAAGAAGGGGUCUAAAACUGUUAUAAUCCGAAAUAUAAACUACAUUACCCCUGACGGAAGAAAUGCGGACAUGGAGGACAAUGAGUUAACCGAUAACAUUUCUGUCAAAGAAUCAAUAGAUGCAGCUGUUGGGAUAUUGGGUAAGGAAAAGAGAGCCAGUGAAGGUUCUGGGGAUGAUAUUACUAAAAGUGCACCUGAAGAAAGACGAAACAACGAGAAGUGGGAUGCUUUCCAGAAUAUUCUGAUGAACCACGAUGAGAAAUCGAUCAAUGAGGCCACAAAUCUGAGGUCCAUGGAUGUCGGAGAAGAACAUUUCACACUCGGAAGCUCAGGUUUUGGCGCAAAAUCAGAAGGUUUUCAAAUGAAAGAAAAGGUUCCUCUUGAUUCCUCCAUCGUAACUCAGAGAAGUGUAGAAAAUGGUGGAGGGGCAGCGUUUGAACAUUUUGGAAACGAAGAGGGUGCUCGUAGAAUUCCCAGGAUGAUGGACUCAACUGACGAAUUUAUGCUACUACCAAAAAGAUCCGAAAUGGUUGGAAAUGGAAGCAAAGACAUGAACUAUGUUUCAGGAGCUGAAAAGUUGGUGAUCAAGUCAGGAAAGGGAGAAGACUGGUUUUUAGCCGAUAAUGCGGGGAAGCUGCAAAGCUGCGAGGGCAUGUCGUUUGACGGUAACUGCAUUUUGACCUCAGAGGGUUCUUGCAAUGCUCGAGCCGAACAGAGUAGGAAACAGGAAUUUGUUGAUGAUUCUUUCAUGGUCCAGUCCUCUCUUGCUGGUGAUUCUCCAUAUGAUUCUCAAUGGAGAUCAGGCAUAACCAUAGCUGCGGAUCUUGCUCUAGCUUCGAACAUGGAAAACUGGAAUGCAAAUCCCCAGCAAGAACAGCAUGGAGCAGUUGACCCGUGUGAACCAAACGAUCUUUUCAUGAUUCUUGAACGCAGUCCCGAAGUUGUGGAUAAUUCACUGGCAGUUGAUUAUGGAAUCGACUUAUCUGUUGUGGAAUCCAACGCAAGGCUGUUAAGCAUCGGAAGCAAGCAGGAAGAGGACAAGAGCGGAGAGAAGAUGGAGAAUGCCCUCAAGAAGACAGAUCCUCGUGCCAAGUCAAGAAUCCCCGGAAGGUCCCUCGUGAAAAACAGAGCGGAAACCGUGUCCAAGACUGGAAAGAAGCCGACGGUAGCUAACAGAACAAUGGGUCAGAAGAGCAAGCUUGAGAAGGAAGAAGAGAUGCGCAAAAGGGUCGAAGGUCUUCUAAACGAGCGACAGAAGAGGAUUGCAGAGAGAACAGCCAUGGCUACUUCUCGGAGAGCUUCACUGGACAGCACAACAAGCAAACUCUCUGUUACCAGUUCUCGAGCAAGAGCUGUUUAAGAGAUUUGGUCUGGUGGUCAAGAGCUAUUUAUUAUAUUUUCAAUUUAUUUGUGAUAAUCUCAUUCGUUUUUUUUAUUCUUGAUUCUUUGAGCUUUACAUUCUUUUUUGUAAUAUUAUUAUUCAAUUCAAUAACCGCGUGAUCCUCUGUUUGUGGUUAAUAAAGUUCAACAUUUCUA
Molecule: messenger RNA, 2898 nt
Organism: Tarenaya hassleriana
Lineage: Eukaryota; Viridiplantae; Streptophyta; Magnoliopsida; Brassicales; Cleomaceae
Exons: 9
Coding region: 59-2722 (887 amino acids)
Source: RefSeq, a predicted model, not a curated record